AUGACGACUUUCCCGGGUGAUAACACGAAUAUCCCCAAGCGACUAACAGAAUGUCUGGAGUACCAACCACUUAACUUCUUGGUUCCCAAAAGUGGGCUUUGCGAGCUUUUGAGAUCGUCUCUGCACAUCACGCCUGUACCCGAUGAGAUCGUGUUUGGCGAGCAGGAAGCUAUCAACGACACCGACAACGAGAGAUCGGGACCAAUCGAGCCCUUCGAGCUGAAAGAGGGGCUUAAAAUACAUUUCAGGGCAAUAGAACCAGUUGAGGGCAAUGGAAAAGACGAUUCGAGGGAUCUCUUUGAGGGCCUGUCUGAAGGGGCGCGAGAUUUCCUGAACACUGCAUGUCUCGAGGAUUUCGGGAAGAGAUCUCACUCGAGUGAUGACGAAGAAUACCAAGAAAAAGAUUCCCGAGACCUGAACGGUAGCAAUGGAGUGGAGAGAGUGUCAGUUGAUGUGGAGCUGAGAAUGUCGUCGAAGAAAAGAAAAGCUGGGCCCCGAGAGGCUUCACUCGAUCAAAGUGCCAUGCUCUCUCGGUACGUGGAGGAGCUUAACGAGAUCGUAUCCGAGAUUAAGGCUAUAGAAAAUAUGAGUGACGAUACAGACCGCAUGUACUGGACACGAGUUGACAACAGCAGGUCCAUUUCGGAUGCGUGUCUUGAAAGGAUAGUAAUCAUCUUAAAGAACGUGUCGAAAUCUGAAGAAUUCAGCGGAAAUUUUGACCACGCAGCGCUGAGCCUACUGCUGAGAGCUUGUUCAGAAAGUAUCGACGCAAUUUUGAAGGCCGAAGACUUUUCAGUUUUUACCAACGCCGCCUUUAAGUGCGUCUCGAUAAUAUUGAUGGUAUUCCUACUGGACAUGGAAGACAAACGCCUAUAUCUUGAGAGAUAUCUUGUGUCCGCAAUAUUGUUUUUACAAAGAGUCAGUGGAGAUUUGAGCGAAGACUCGAGAAGCAAUAUUGCUACCGCCGAUAACUGCUUGCAGCUCAGAUCUGCAUUAUCCCUGCUAUCUUUUUAUGUUCACAAAAAGUCACUUCAAGAAGAAGAGCUCAUCACCAAGCUGGUGUACCUCCUUUGUGAUUUACUGACUUUCAACCCAAUUCAAAUACAAGGAAUGGCCCGCUUGUCUACGUGGCUAGAAAGUCUGAAAAGAGAAAGUUCAGCUGGACUCAUAUCCCUCUUUCAAAAGCUUCCGUCACAACGGCAUUUCAUAUUGGAUGAGCUGCUAUAUAGACUCGAUACACUCCCGACCAACAGAGUUCAGAAAAAGCUGCAAAAGGUCGAUAAUCGCCUUUUCGCCACACAUCUGUAUGUUUCCAUCAUCAGAAUGCUUCAGUCUAUCAACUCAACUUCCUAUCGACCCAAACCGGAUGACGUCUCAGAGCAGACAGUUGAUGAAUUUCUUCAAAAGUUCAAAGAGCAACAGAUGCAACUGUCGUUAUUGAUUGAGCAUGUCAACCAAUCUGUGAUCAGCAAGUCCUUCAUGACUAACGCCACAAAAAGAUACAUUUUGGACAACUAUGUCCAGGAUUUGACUGCAAUGGUCGUCUACCCGAGUUGGAGCAUUGCCGAGAGCCUUCUGGCUUCUUUGUUGAAAAUGAUGCUAUUGAUAUUCAGUCCUUCCAAUCAAAACCACUCGGUCAAAGAGGCAUCGGUACUUCAAGUAAUUACAAGCAUUGGUAGCGUUGUUCAAGAAAUUAAAUUGAAGGGCAAAGAGGCAGGAGGUUUAACAUUAGCGAGUAUUCAUAAGAGCCCGCAAUUAUUGAACACCGUGCUAACACAUUUUAACCUCUGCUCGUCUUCACAGACAAAAAACAACGACGAGCAUGUUUCUCUUUGGGAAAGAAGGAUGGCUUGCUUGGUCGCUCUGUCUGAUGUGGAAGAAAGUGGCUCCGAACUGGAAAAGAUGACGACCGACGCAAUCGCGCACUUUCUAAAAGAAAAUUUGAAUGAUGCUUGCGAAGAGGAUCUCCGACAGGAUUGUGACAGUGUGCAAAAUGGACAGCUCAAUUAUUUUGCGGUUCUUCAAACAUCUGAGCUGGUAAACCUUUUCGAUCCAUAUGUUAAGCUCGUCUUGUCUCUUUUGGACAAGCAAAAAGCCAAAUUGAAGUCGGGCGCCAUCAAGUGUCUUGGUCCACUAAUAGCAAAAGAUCCCGAGUUGCUCACAGUCCCAUCAGUAAGAAAUGUUAUUGAGCAACAAUUAAGAGAUUCUUCGCCAUCUGUCAAAAGUGCCAUUUUAGACUUACUUGGUUCUGUCCACUUCUCAAAGUUGUAUCGCCUGAUAAAUCUGAACUUCGAUGACGAGAGUACACUCGUUAGAAAACAAGUUUUACGGCUCAACCUGGAAAUAUAUGACAGCGUUACUGAUGUCAGCAUUAAAGCAUUUGUUGCCAGCAGAAUUCUGAGAAGAACGGAAGACGAGGAGGAUACAAUAAUCGAGAAGGCUCAGACAUCGUUGACCGAGCGUUGGUUUCUGGCCCGCGCAAAGGAAGACACAAGCGUAGAGGAUGAAAAGGAUAAACUCGGAGAGGUUAUACUCACAAUAUCCGCUGUCGUUGGUUUAGAAGAAGACGGCUCUCAGCUUUUCGAUAAUUUUUUGAACGAAUACGUUCUCAAUGAAGCGCUUCAUGAACGUGAAACAUUUGAUGAGAUCAUUGCAUCUACCCGACGAAUUACUUGCAGGAUUGUCGACGACGCCAUUAAUUCUCAUUAUAACAGCACUGAUGAGCUAUGCCGGGAGUCAAUCAACAUGUUUCAUCUGCUAUCCAUUGUGGCAGCUUGCGAUCAAGCUUUUAUUACUAAAGAUCACAUUACGACUCUUUAUCCCUACCUGCUUUCCUCGGAACGAUCCGGCCUACAAUUCUAUAUUUUGAAGGUCUUCAACAGCAGCUUUUCGAAGCUCUCAUAUUUUAAACCUGCGUUUCUUGUCGAGCUAGAGAGCGUCAUUCUGGGAAGGCUGCCAAAAAUGAGUGUUAGGGAGAUGGAAGAGGCCCUGCCACUCGCAUGGUCAAUUGCCUGCCAUCGAAACAAUGAGACAAGGAUCUCUAAGGCAUGCUCGUCUUGUCUUGCUCUAUUGUCCCCUUACAUUAAUUCAUCUGGCAAAGGCCCUACUGCAGGAAAACCAGAUGGCAAAUUACAGCGGUUACUGUACCUCGCUGCUGGGUUUGCGAGGUUUUGCAAUUUCAAAAAUACACCACAGAGAUUCCCACAUCUCAAGACAAGAGAGCCAAUCUUUGAAUACGUAACCAAAUGCAUACUUGUCUUCACUAGGCCCGAGGUAGGAAAGGAACAAAGAAGGAUUGCGCUUAGAAACCUUUUAAAGAUUGGCACAGCAUAUCCUAAGCUGUUUAACUCAGCCCGAGUACUAGAAGUAAUUGACAAGGAGCUUGCUAUGAAAAACCUCGAGACCAAUUUGGUGGUUAUUCAAUGUCUUUGUGAUUUUUUUAUCAAUGAAGAGCGAAAAACUCUGAAAUUGACACGUCCAGUGCGGUAUUCAACGUUGAAAUACCAAAGGAGUAAAUCCUUUGAUGCAGAUAGGUCGAGUGAUGCUAUUUCUUCAGCUGUAGCAACUCGCUAUUUGAAAGUUGUUCUUGAAAUUUCGUUAUUGGAAGACUCUUCUCAAUCUUGUAUUGGUUUGAGAUAUAUCGAGCUAGUCCUCGAUUUUGGAUACACGAAUCCCGCGAAGUGUAUAUCUACGAUAAUGGCGCUAACGGGCUCACCUCACAACAGCACAAGAAAGCUAGCUUUGACGGUGAUGGAAAAUGCGUUCAUGAAAAAUACCAGUAUGCUGUUCGGCAAUCUCAGCACGGGAAUGAAGUGUGCUAUUGAACAUGCAAAGUGGCUUCAAGAUUGCGGUUUUUCUAGUAAUACAUUAUUUCUACCGGAGGCUCAAGUCGUUUUGUCCAACGUGGGAAUGAAGCAUUCUAAGUUCUUCAAUUCUUUAAAAAAGGCACUAAAUGCAUACCUGACAAGCACCAAAGGACCUUAUCCCAAAGAUCAAAUUAUCGCUUUCUGCUUUAAUAUAGCCGCUCUUACUUUUGAGGGCUUAUAUGAAGUCUGCAGUCUUGCUAGAUUUCUGGACAACAAAGCGGAAGAUCUGUUCGAGCUUUAUGACCGACAUGAAGAUAACGAUAUGAUGUCACCUUCCUCUGCGACUCGAUUGAUGGUUGCUCGGGAGUGUCUUUUGGAGCUUCGAAUGUACCUAUGUCAGAAGUUUGGCGUUACUGACGAAAACGUCGCAGCAGUGGGCACAUAUGAGCAAGACGAACUAAAGGCAAGACCUGCGGAGCCGAAGAAAGCGGCAUUGAGAUUUGUAUUUCCGCCCGUGGGCUUCGACGCGGAGAAGCUAGCCAAAAAUUCAUCUUCGCGAGGUAUAUAG
Molecule: messenger RNA, 4374 nt
Organism: Lachancea meyersii CBS 8951
Lineage: Eukaryota; Fungi; Ascomycota; Saccharomycetes; Saccharomycetales; Saccharomycetaceae
Source: the annotation of a GenBank genome assembly